AUGAAACCAACGGUGACUAAUAAAGAUACAGUUAUUCCUUUGGAAGAAAGAUCCACUAUCGUCAAUGAUCCAGUUGUAACACAAGAAACGCCAGAUGAACAAGUAGCGAUGAAUGUAGCAGAAGUUGACACCAGAAAUCCAGCUGCAGCUUUAAAUAAAGUUGCAAAAUCACUUCCAAUGAUGACUAUGGGUGCACUUCUUGGACUUAUUAUUAUACCGAUUCUACAAUUGUAUAUUGGUUGGGAAUAUGCCGAUGCAUGUCCAGUCAAUCCAAAGAUACCAAAAUAUCUUUUCGUUGCUGGAACUGUUGGAAUUGUUUCUGUUAUAUUAAAUCAACUUCGAGUUUAUUUAGCGGCAAAAAGUGCACAACCAUCGGUAGACAUAACCGAUCGUAAGACUACUAUUACUGCAGCUACGGGCACAAAUAGUCCAUUGAACUCCGUUAUCACGACUAUUACCUAUGCUCUCAAUAUCUUCAUGGUUGUUUGGUUUAUUUUUGGAUGUAUAUGGAUAUUUCGUGUAUGGAAUGAUGUCAAAUAUCGUCCACGAAAUCAUCCUCAUUUUUGUCAGGCAUUAGUCUAUCGAUUUGCUUAUAUAUCGGCUUCUUUUAAUUCCAAUUUUGUGAUUCUCGAACGUUUCAAUGAUCGAAGUGCAGACCCCAAUAGUCUUCCAGAAGUUGUUACAUUAGCAGCAGAAGGGCUCAUCACUGAAGCAAAGAAGAACAGUGUACAAAAGCAGGGUGAAUGGAUGGCUGAACAACUUCUCAAAGUGAAAAAUGGAACUCGUAAUGAAGUGUGGGAAUGUUGCGCUCGUCUUUACUGUAUGGAAUCGUUUCUCUACCAUAAACUGAACGAAUGCAUGCGACUUGUAAGCGAUCCACAGAAAGAGCAAAUAUGGAAGAGCAAAGUGGAUACAUUAGGUCCAUUCGCUCGUCUUCUCCAUCGGCUGAAAUGGGCUCCACUUCAACAGAAUACGUUUACAGUCUAUAGAGGAGCACUUUUGUCUAAAGAAGCAAUCGAGCAAUAUCUUCAGAAAGCAUUGGAUGGUCAAAUUAGAAUUAAAUUCCCUUCAUUUACGUCGACAAGUCGCAAUCAAGCCAAAGCGGAAAUAUAUGGAAAUAUGCUGUUUGAAAUCACAGUAAGAGAUCAAGACGGCUUUGAUGUAGUACCCUAUUCUAACUUUGAUGAAGAAGAAUAUUUACUUCAUCCCGAUCUUCAUCUCGAUGUUAUCUCCUGUAUCCAUGACAAUAACAGUGGAAAAUGGGUGGUACAUCUCGUAGCUGCGGGCUCCAGUCAACCAAUUGAGACUGAAUCAUCUUCAUAA
Messenger RNA from Adineta steineri, 1323 nucleotides. The record is from the annotation of a GenBank genome assembly. NCBI's taxonomy places the organism in Eukaryota, Metazoa, Rotifera, Eurotatoria, Adinetida, Adinetidae.